CCUCAAUCAUGCUCUCUCGCCUGCUGAAGGAGCACCAGGCGAAGCAAAGCGAGAGGAAGGAGCUGCAAGAUCGGCGGCGUCGAGAGGCUAUUGCUGCAGCCACUUGCUUAACAGAAGCCCUAGUGGACCACUUGAAUGUAGGGGUUGCACAGGCCUAUGUGAACCAGAGGAAGCUUGACCACGAGGUGAAGACAUUGCAGAUCCAGGCUGCUCAAUUUGCCAAGCAAACAGGCCAGUGGAUCAGCAUGGUGGAGAACUUCAACCAAGCUCUGAAGGAGAUUGGCGACGUGGAAAACUGGGCGCGUAGCAUUGAGAUGGACAUGCGGACCAUUGCCACAGCCCUGGAGUAUGUUCACAAAGGGCAGCUGCAGCCCUCCACCUCCUGAAGUGACAGCGUCCCUCUUGGUCCUUUUGCCGCCUGCACCGCUUGGGUUCCUACCCCUAACAGCACAAGAGAUGCAGCUUCUU
Messenger RNA from Euleptes europaea (tarantolino), 468 nucleotides. RefSeq names its product biogenesis of lysosomal organelles complex 1 subunit 1 (gene BLOC1S1). Lineage: Eukaryota; Metazoa; Chordata; Lepidosauria; Squamata; Sphaerodactylidae. Bases 9 to 386 code for a protein of 125 amino acids. The record is from RefSeq and is a predicted model, not a curated record. Gene Ontology annotation, cellular component: BLOC-1 complex. Gene Ontology annotation, biological process: endosomal transport. The transcript has 4 exons.